Molecule: messenger RNA, 818 nt
Organism: Branchiostoma floridae (Florida lancelet)
Lineage: Eukaryota; Metazoa; Chordata; Leptocardii; Amphioxiformes; Branchiostomatidae
Product: transmembrane protein 42-like
Exons: 4
Coding region: 248-721 (157 amino acids)
Source: RefSeq, a predicted model, not a curated record
UUGAGGUGAAUGGCAGAGGGGACAGAUUUUGAUUGACAGGGCAAAGUGUAUUUUUUUCAGGAGGGUGUCCUCAAAGCAAGGUCCUCCUUGCUCAACUAUUAAGCUUAGUUACUUCACUGGUACAGACUGGAAUACUGAGCUUUUGACUGAAUGAUGUGGAGAGCUUGUCCUUCCAUGAAAAAGAUUUCAUCAAGAACGUUCCCCAAAAUUUAGGGCCAGCUUCACCUGUAAGAUAGAACACUGAAGGAUGCUUGGAGUCAGCCUUGCCCUGUGUGCGGGACUGUUUGCAGCUCUGGCGUCCGUGUGCGCCAAGGUUGCCAUGGCAACAGAGGAGGCAGCUGCGACCUGCCAGGUGCUCGUGUAUCAGGUGUCGUCCCUGCUCCAGCACGAGCAGGGGGAUGGGUCAGAGGCCAUCUGUGAGUUGGUCCUGACAUAUUUUCGAGUUUGCUGUUUUGGGAUGGUGUUCGUGUUGAAUGCUGUGAUGUGGGUGUUCUUCACCAAGGCACUGGCAACCUGCAAGUCCUCGGUGGAGGCCACAGUCACCAACACUGCUGCUAACUUCUUCUUCUCAGGUGUUAUAGGCAGGGUGCUAUUCCAUGAGGCCCUAUCCCUCCUGUGGUAUGUGGGAGCGUCCUGCAUUGUUGUUGGUCUGCUGUUCAUACACAGGGGAAGUGGCACAGCAGAAACAGGAGGAUCAGGACAGGACAAGAAGCAUAGAUAGCAGCAGCACAAAUAUUAUCACAUGUAUUGAUGUAUGUAUGAUACAUGUAGUAUGAAACUUCAUCUGUGUUGGUAUAGGACAUUAUGAAGAAACUUAG